Messenger RNA from Fusarium oxysporum Fo47, 498 nucleotides. Its product is annotated as cupin domain-containing protein. Bases 1 to 498 code for a protein of 165 amino acids. The record is from RefSeq and is a predicted model, not a curated record. The transcript has 4 exons. NCBI's taxonomy places the organism in Eukaryota, Fungi, Ascomycota, Sordariomycetes, Hypocreales, Nectriaceae.
AUGAGCUCAAGCGUUGAGUGUUACCUUGUUCCCCGGACGGACGACGCACCUAACAGCCGACUUCCGAUCCUUGUCUACCGCGAUGUGCUACCUCAACCGAGAACCGAAGAGACAGCAACAAGAUUUCUGACCACGCACCGUUGGGAAAAAAGGGGAACUUGGGGACAUAUUGCCAUUCGCCAUUUCCAUCCCAACAGCCAUGAGUGCUACGGGAAGAUUCAGAAGGGGAAGGGCGUAGAAGUCCCCGUGAAGGCAGGGGAUGUUGUCGUCCUACCCGCUGGAACAGCCCAUUCAUCCCUGGAAAGCUCUUCGGAUUACAGGUACAUAGGCGUAUAUCCAAAGGGUUGUCCCAAGUGGCGGAAUGAGAUGGGAAAGAAAUCCUCGGCUGUGUUUCUGGACACUAUCGACGAAGUAGAUACACCGGAAGAUGAUCCUGUGUAUGGGCCCGACGGACCAUUGCCGAUGCUAUGGAGACACACUCCUCGCGCCAAGCUGUAG